This is a messenger RNA of Puma concolor (puma), 843 nucleotides long. RefSeq names its product tumor protein p63 regulated 1 (gene TPRG1). NCBI's taxonomy places the organism in Eukaryota, Metazoa, Chordata, Mammalia, Carnivora, Felidae. Gene Ontology annotation, cellular component: cytoplasm. The record is from RefSeq and is a predicted model, not a curated record.
AAAAUGUCAAAGAUUGGGAGUUUUGAAGGAUUCCAGCCUGUGUCUCUGAAGCAAGAGGGAGAUGACCAACCCUCUGAGACUGACCAACUGUCCACGGAGGAGGGGGACCCAGGCAAAGACCCAGAGCCAAGCCGUAUUUCAAGGCAGCCAAGUGUGACUGAAUCAACACUGUACCCCAAUCCUUAUCACCAACCUUAUGUCUCACGGAAGUACUUCGUUACACGGCCAGGGGCCAUUGAGACUGCCAUGGAAGACUUGAAAGGCCACAUGGCGAAGACUCCUGGAGAGACAAUUCAAGGCUUCUGGCUCUUGACAGAGAUAGAUCAUUGGAACAAUGAGAAGGAGAGGAUUUUGCUGGUCACAGACAAGACUCUCUUGAUCUGCAAAUAUGACUUCAUCAUGCUCACCUGUGUGCAGUUGCAGCGGAUUCCCCUGAGCGCCGUGUAUCGCAUCUGCCUGGGCAAGUUUGUCUUCCCUGGGAUGUCACUGGACAAGAGACAAGGAGAAGGCCUUAGGAUCUACUGGGGGAGUCUGGAACAGCAGUCCCUCUUAUCUCGCUGGAACCCAUGGUCCACUGAGGUGCCUUAUGCGACCUUCACUGAGCACCCUAUGAAGUACACCAGUGAGAAGUUCCUCGAAAUUUGUAAGUUGUCUGGGUUCACGUCUAAACUUGUUGCAGCUAUCCAGAAUGCCCACAAGAAUUCCACUGGAUCUGGAAGAAGAAAGGGACUGAUGGUGUUAACUGAACCCAUUUUGAUUGAAACCUACAUGGGGCUGAUGUCAUUCAUUGGAAACCGCAACAAACUCGGCUAUUCCCUUGCCCGUGGGAGUAUUGGUUUUUGA